GGCAACAAAUUCCUCGGGAGAGAAGGCAAGGCGGGGGUUAUUCCCUUUGAUUAUCCAGCCUAGCUGAUCACUGACUCUUUAAUUCUCGCUGUUGGGGAUAAGACUCCCGGCUCAGGAGACUUUUGGGGGCCACACAACGCUGACUUGUCGCUACAGAUGUUGCGCUGCAGAGACGUUAAAGUCAGGCGCUGUAAAGGAACAAUAGAUUUGCGGUCAAGAUCUGAAGAUAACAAGUACCUGGGAGGCUUGCAUAUCUAGAAUUGUCUUGUUUUCAGGGACUGUUUCUGACCCAAAUAAAGGAAAAUUGGAUUCAACACGCUAAAAGAUUUUGAGACAUUGCCAUAAAAGUGCUCUCAAUCUAGUUCCUUAUUUAGCUGAAGAGGCGACUGUCAUCUGUUUUGUAACCAGCAGCAGAUGGAUUUCUACUCUUUCAGAGGAUAUUUCAGUAGAUACAGAAAACCGCUCUGUUGCUUUUUCGUCUGUCAGCAUGGAAUACAAGAGCCCGCAAGCAUUAUAUAAUGGAGGGACCGGUGAAUUAAGAAAUUGAAUUCACAACUUGUUGGGUCCAUCCGGAGGAUCAAGCCAUGGUUUGUGUACGCCUGUGCUGCCGGGUUUUUCUUUAUAGAAGAACCGUUUGGAUCCCGCCAGUGGUGUGUUUGACGGUCUUCCUGAUGUAUCUCUCUUUCUUCGCUGACUUUUCAAACCCCGUGGAAAGGGUUGACCAAAUAGAUCAACACAGAUGCGUGUGUGGCCGUUGUAGGCCGAAGAAGAAAACCACAGAAUGGUAUGAGGAACGGUUCAACGAAACGAUAGAGCCUCUUCUCACGAGGAAGGAUCAGCAGAUGCCAGCGCAUGUUCAGAAGUGGUGGCUGAAACUCCAAGGAUUAAACAAUGCAAGCACCAUUCCGGGAAUUUUGGAGCGCAUGUUCAAGGUUGUAUCUACUGGGAAUCCAUAUGAGGAACAAGAAAACCGACCAUGCCGAAGCUGUGCUGUGGUGGGAAAUUCUGGGAACCUCAAAGGAUCUGGACAUGGGGAGAAGAUUGAUUCCCAUGGAUUCAUUUUCAGAAUGAAUGGAGCUCGCACCUCAGGGUUUGAAGCAGAUGUUGGCUCUCGAACAACUCAUCACUUUAUGUACCCAGAGAGUGCUGUACAUCUACCGCACGGAGUCCAUAUGGUGCUGAUCCCAUUCAAACUACAGGACCUUAAAUGGAUCACCAGUGCUCUUACAACAGGAGAAGUCACGUUCACUUACACAAGGGUGAAGAAAUUUAUUGAGGCUGACAAAGACAAGGUAUUGAUAUUUAAUCCUGCUUUUUUUAAAUAUAUUCAUGAUAACUGGACCAAUCAUCACGGGAAAUAUCCAUCUACUGGAAUGCUGGCGAUAUUCUUUGCUAUACAUAUAUGUGAUGAGGUAUCUGUAUUUGGGUUCGGAGCAGACGGAAAUGGGAACUGGCAUCACUAUUGGGAAAGAAACAGAUUUGCUGGAGCGUUUCGCUGGACAGGGGUCCACAAUGCAGAGUUUGAAUCGACACUCAUAACAAAAUUAUCUACGGAAGGAAAACUGAAAUUUUAUAAAUAAAUCAUGACUCUGCAUGGUUACAAAAGC
Spea bombifrons (plains spadefoot toad) is the source of this 1607-nucleotide messenger RNA. Its product is annotated as CMP-N-acetylneuraminate-beta-galactosamide-alpha-2,3-sialyltransferase 2-like. The transcript is spliced from 7 exons. Lineage: Eukaryota; Metazoa; Chordata; Amphibia; Anura; Pelobatidae. The coding region runs from base 585 to 1580 and encodes 331 amino acids. Gene Ontology annotation, molecular function: beta-galactoside (CMP) alpha-2,3-sialyltransferase activity. The record is from RefSeq and is a predicted model, not a curated record.